AAGCUGUGGUUGAGAUUUUGAAACCGUGGAUUCGUUGCUCGAGGGCAGAAGGUGUCCUUUUUGGGCUUUUUGAUGUGGUCUGGGGCCUGCUAAUGACGUCAUUUGGACCUUUUCAGCCAAUCGGAGUCGCGAAUUAUCGGUCUUUGCGCACGGCUGGCGUGUAGACGAGAAAAAGACGGCCAUUUUGUUUUGCAAGUGACUGUUUUCGGUCUUUUUCCUGCUCUUGAUGGGAUGGAUCGUCAUGGAAUGAUUUAAUGUCUACUCACAUUUGGUGAUCAGAUUCUGGAGUAGAGAUCCCCAGCGUGAAAUAAUCUUAUGGGGUGGUAAUUAAGCCAGAAAACGCCCUCUUUUCACGUCUGUGAUUCUUGGGAAAAUUGUCAAGACCGAUCCCUUCGUUUCCCUGCCCCUACUUUCCUCGAUUCAUUUUGGAUUAUUUCGGGUGGAUUUCUUGGAAUACGAGUAUUGUGCUUCGAUUAUUUCGGAUUCUAAGGAACAAGCACAUUCAUGGUUAAGUGGUUACUGUGGUAGGACGAGUGAUAUUGCUAAAAAAUCAUUAACAAUCCAAGAUGUCUACCAAUCGACACGAUCGAGCUGCACUGCAGACUGUGCAUGAAUCCUCGCACACCGAUCAUCAUCACCGGGUUGGCCGUGGCGUCGGUUCAAAAGGCACAGAUGACAACGCAAACCCAAGGAUUUCCUCCAGAGGGCGGUCUGAUGAGCCCCACAUAGGAAAGUACCGACUGAUCAGAACCAUCGGAAAAGGGAACUUCGCCAAAGUGAAGCUUGCUAAACAUGUGCCAACUGGCAGAGAGAAGACGAGUGCCCACCCUAUGUUGCCCCAGUCUCUAGUUGCCAUCAAGAUUAUAGAUAAAACACAGUUAAAUCCAUCAAGUCUGCAAAAGCUCUUCAGAGAAGUCAGAAUAAUGAAGCUGUUAGACCACCCCAAUAUAGUCAAACUCUUUGAAGUGAUAGAAACUGACAAGACAUUAUACCUGGUUAUGGAAUAUGCCAGCGGAGGUGAAGUAUUUGACUACCUCGUUGCACAUGGGAGAAUGAAAGAAAAGGAAGCCAGGGCCAAAUUUAGACAGAUUGUGUCAGCAGUUCAGUAUUGUCAUCAAAAACACAUAGUACAUAGGGAUUUAAAAGCUGAAAAUUUACUUCUGGAUGCAGACAUGAACAUAAAAAUAGCAGAUUUCGGGUUUAGUAAUGAAUUCACACCAGGGAACAAAUUGGACACGUUUUGCGGUAGUCCUCCCUAUGCAGCACCUGAAUUGUUCCAAGGUAAAAAGUACGACGGACCUGAAGUAGAUGUUUGGAGUUUAGGUGUCAUAUUAUACACAUUAGUCAGUGGGUCAUUACCAUUUGAUGGUCAAAAUUUAAAGGAAUUACGAGAAAGAGUGUUACGGGGGAAAUACAGAAUACCUUUUUAUAUGUCAACAGACUGUGAAAAUCUCCUGAAGAAAUUUUUAGUACUAAAUCCCGCCAAACGGUGUAGUUUAGAAACGAUAAUGAAGGACAAGUGGAUGAAUAUAGGUUGUGAAGACGAUGAACUAAAACCAUAUAUAGAACCCACCCCAGAUAUUAAUGACUCCACCAGAAUAGAUCUUAUGGUCAACAUGGGCUUCAAUAGGAAAGAAAUCGAGGACUCCUUGACGCAGAACAAAUAUGACGAUGUCACGGCAACGUAUCUUCUGCUUGGCAGAAGAACGGCGGAGGUAGGGUUCAACAAUUUCGAUGGCUGUGAUUCUCGCUCAGGUAGUAACUUGUCACUGAAACAACUACAAAUACCGCAUCGGCAAAAUAGUGAACUGAAUGCGAAUACGACACCAUCACCUUCUCAUCCGAAUAGCAAAGUGACGAGGAGUAUAUCUGCCACGCAGCAGAAGACGAGAAGACUUAGUCAGGGUGAUACAUCGGGUAAGGCACCAAGUCAUAGACCAACCCAGAGUGCGACGUCGUAUCAAAAAACGCCAGCAGUUAUAGACACGAGCAUGAAGGAGAAUACGUCAAUGGUCCCUCGGUCACAUCCUCACAGAAGUUCAACUUCCUCCACAACGUCGUCCACGCCGUCUUCGAGGUUGGAUUCUGGAAAGGUUCAUAUGUCCCGUACUCCCGAGGCUAGGAAAAAACCUUUAGAUAAUCAGCCAAAAUAUAUCCGAGACCGGCGGCUUAUCACAGAUGAUCAUAGGAAACUAAUAGAUGAUAAGGCAAGGGAAAGACGGUUGAUGAAUGAAGACAAGGUAAUCGACGAAACGUCUUCGUCUGCUAGUCCUGGCAAGUCGGCAAUCCCCAAAAAGCAACCCCCCAAGAAUAGUGUAAUACCAGGUAUAACUAGGCGGAAUACGUUUGGUUACGGUGACAACAAGGGCCAAAUGAUAGACAAAACCGGAGAAAAAUUGAAUAAAUUAACCGUGAAUGCAACGUCAACAACGAGUUCCACCACAACCACUACAACAACUGAAAUCAAGGACAUCCGAAGCCAGCUUGCCAAUGCUACUCCUUCUACAACCAGCUCAACUGAUAAGCCUGCUGCCAGACCAAAAGGCCAUGUUAAAUCGGCCAGCACGUCAGUUACAACUCGCAUGGACUUGCCACCUCUAUAUGACCCCAUAGAUCCAUUAAGGCCAACGACCGCACCUGGGAAGACCUCAUUACCAGUGUCCCCCGUCAGCAGCACACGGUUUCCACGUAAUACUGCCAGUCGUAGCACAUUCCACGGUGGGCCAAUCCGACGCACUCCUGGUGCUGCGUAUAACAGCCCGGGAUUACCGUUGCAUAGCCAGGAUACUGGAUCAGUCACCAGCAACCAACGGGCAGGCAUCUCCUUCUUUAACAAAAUCACCUCGAAGCUCAGUAGAAGGAACUAUCACACUCUUACCACGAGAAUUCGCUCUCCUGAUCGUGAAACACCGGCUCACCGAAGCGAACUGACUGUAUCUGAGAAUAGGUUUCAGUUCAUGGAUAGUAUGAGGAGAAAAGAGGACAGUCCACUUUCGGCCUUGAAGGGACACCGUAACCUUAACCGAGCUCAAAAUAGGGAGAAACUGAAACUGCCAAAGUCGAUGCACGAAGACCAAGUAAAACCAAGGUCACUGCGAUUUACGUGGAGCAUGAAGACAACUAGUUCUAUGGACCCUAAUGACAUGAUGAAGGAGAUUAGAAAGGUGCUAGACGCAAACAACUGCGACUAUGAGCAGCGCGAGAAAUUCUUGCUGCUCUGCGUGCAUGGUGAUCCAAACACGGACAGCCUGGUGCAAUGGGAAAUGGAAGUAUGCAAGCUACCACGGCUUUCUCUCAAUGGGGUACGCUUUAAGCGGAUAUCAGGAACUUCGAUUGGCUUCAAAAAUAUUGCUUCUAAAAUUGCCAAUGAACUGAAACUGUGAUUAGGAGACUUGGAGUAUGUUCUUUCAUUUUAGAUAUCAUCCGUUUGAUAUGUUGUUUUCCAUUAUGAGCUAUAGACAGAUAGUGACGUCAUCAUGUUUUCGUUGCUGAUCCUGCCGCUAGGGUUAAUAUUUGGACUCGGUAUGUAGAUUUGAUAUGAAUAAAUAGCCUGGUCCUCCCAACAACUUGAGAAGUGAUAUUCACAAAUGAAUACAUACCUUAUCUGUUUUAUUUGGUCUUCACUUGGAAGCCUCUUGUUGUUGGCAGAUGUUGGCACCAAAUGCAGCAAAUAGAGCAUGUUUCCUCAUAUUUUUCUAGCGGUAGGGUUCGGAAUGAGCCGACCGAUACUUGCUCUCUAUUUGAGACUAGCUAGCUAUCGGCAUUCAUUCAACCUCGAUCAUGAAGUCUUUCUUGUUCCCCAGUAGGCAAUGAGUCCGAAUGUGUGUCCAUUGAUUCUAGAAUCGACUCUGAGCCCCAUUAUUUUGGCAGCCAAUUCAUCAUAAGUAAAAAACUGCGGCUUGCCAUAAAAUGGGGUGAACAGUGUUUUAUAUAUACGAAUUAUGUGUACAAAUGUACAAAUAAUGUGGCUAUUGAUCGGUAAGAUAAAUUAGUAACAUUGCAUAUUAUUCAUAAACCACUUUACCCAAUUUCUUAAUGCAGACCGAUCUCGCUGCCCUUAUGUGGCAUUUUGACACUGUGUCUUUCUGUGUGAACGGUAUUUUGUAACUUGGUAACAUGGUGCAAUCAUUUCUUCAUGCGUAGCAAUCGUGUAGGCCUGAUUUCAAAAUUGCUGACAGUCUUGCUUCCUUGGGCAAAGUUCAAUCUCCUGCAGAAUGGGCAUUCAAGAAAUUUGCUCUUAUCGUGCUUCAAUUCUAUUUAACUAUAGUUCAGUGAGAAUAGUGCCAAAUGGUAAGAGGUAAAGAUGAGUAGUCAAGGUACUAGGCCAUGCCAGAGUUAUGCCAAAGUUCAUCUUGAUCAAAAUGUAGAUGAAAACUUGGAUAUAUUAAGGUCGCAUUUGCUUUUCUAGCAGUAACGUUUGUGUGUUUGUAAAGGUAAUCAACCUGCCAUGUGCCUUUAGUGCUCCUGGUUCAACUGGUUUAGGGAGUUAAAGAAAUUGACUUUAAUAAAUUGUUUUAGCACGAUAAAUAUCGCCAAAAUACCAUAUUUCAACCAGUUCUGAUAAAUUGAUGAGAACACCUUUGAUUCCUAGCCCUUAAGUGUUGGACUAGCUCACUUGCCAUGACUGGUAUGGCUUGAGCAGAAUAUGGGUGGCAUUCUGAAUGUACCAUUAAAUUUGACAAGAUGUGGACUUUGGUCGUUUCAUGGCAGUAUGGUUUGCAGUUCUAUUCAGUCAUCCAUAUAAUUGGAAAGAUGAAAAUAAUAUGAGGACCAAUGUUAUUUUGGCAUCCACGGCUACUUGCAUGCAUUCAUGGCUACUUGCAUGAAGUGAGUAAACCUGAAAAUAGCCAAACCGCAAUCUGUUCUAAUAUCAUGUUUGACAAUCAGGUACGUUUCUGUUGUGGCUAUUUUCUAUAAACGCUGUACUUUUGUCCGAUGUGAUCCCUCAAAUCGUGUACAAGUAUCCUGGUAUGUAAUCAUGUUCACAAUCGUGUGCAUGAAUCCUUGCAUGUACAUGGUUGUGUGCAUGUAUCCUUGCAUGUACAUGGUCGUGUGCAUGUAUCCUCGUAUGUACAUGAUCGUGUGCAUGAAUCCUUGCAUGUACAUGGUUGUGUGUAGGUAUCCUUUUUUACAUGUUUACACGUGUAUAUACUACACGUGUAAACCUUCAGCAGAAAAUUGUCUUUUUAUACUUGAAUGUAAUCAUGGGCAAUUUUGAAAAUGCAAUAUUUCUGUUAAAACUUUAGCAUCUGCUAGUCUUAAAAUUUUUCCGACCUCGAUCAUCAAGCACAAGAUUAUCAUUCAAAAACUCUUCUUCUGUAGAUUGAUGCAUCUUUCACAAUUAUGUGACCUGCCAAACUAAAAAAUGGUGUGUCCCCGCCGAGGUUAUAAAAGAUUUGAAAACAGGGUGCAAUUUAAAUUCAGUGUUUUGACAUUUGAAAAACAAGGCUUUGUGUGCAGAAUCAUGGAUGUGCAUGAACUCUGGAAUCUAAAUAUUGUCUGUAACAUUGGUGACGUCUUGCUUGAAAUUCUCAUCCAAAACCAUCAAAUCUUAUGAUUCAUUCUGGACUUUUUGGACUUCAUUUGAUGGGGCAAAUAUAACAAAGCUUCAUCCAGUGCUAAAAUUGUUUAUGGUAGAUUUGUUGUCUCUUCCCAAGUGUCGCCGUCCCAGGAACUCUGACCAGUGGACUUCUCAGUGACUGAGACUGUUAAAAAUUGACAGCAACUCUAUUUGUUGGAUCUUUACCUUCAUGACAGUUGUGACUAACCAAAGGUAGAAUCUAUUUAUCAGUCAGCAAGUAGUCUGCCUGAAUGUUGAGAAAUUUGGGUAUUUGCUAGGUUUCAUUUCUGAGUCUUUCUCUAAGUAGGAACAAAGACUCCUCUAUCACCUUCUGAACUCCAGUAACUUAAUGUUUUGAGGGAAAUGGAAAUUUUUGGGUUAAAAUAUUGUCAGGUGAACUUAAUAGAUCAGAAACAAAAAAAAAGUCUUAAAUUAUUGUCAGUUUCUCAAGUGGGAUCAACUUUAAGGAUGGGUGCUUGGUAUGCAAGGAGGGUAUUGCUUCGGUCACAAUAACUAGUCAUGCUAGCUAUAUUAUCAUGUGCAGAAAUGCUUCAAAAUAUUUCUAAAUUGGUCAAAAAACGCUGGAAAAUGGUUCCUCGUAGGCACACCCUUGGGUUCUGUUUGAACUGGCAAAUAAUGCAUAAUCGCCGAUGAUCAAAACUGGACCUGUCUAUUCUCGUUCAUUUGUAUCUGCAGCUUUUCUCUUCAGAUCACAUUCGUAGCAAAUUCUUCCUUAGAUCAAAUUUAAGAACUGUUCUGUUACUAAUCCUAGCUUCGUGCAACUGUAACCAUUGUCCAGUAUGGUCUUCAGCUUACAUCCUCUUAUUGAGUGAUGGUCGAUUAUAACUUCAGGCUAUUGCAGCCUCUGAUCAUGAUACAGUUUAAAAUCCCAAUUGAUUUUCUGCCUUUCACACAUAGUCCGUUGAUUUAGUCUUUCUUUGCGACUUUUUUGGCUCAGUAGUACAAGUUAUUGGUUGGAUUGCUUUGAAGUUGUGAUUUUUAUAUUGCGCGUUGUGACCAAUGUAAUCAAUUGUUAUCUGGAUUUGUUAGGGUUCAACAUUUGUCUGAGCAGAGUUUUUUACCUUGGUUACUAAAAUGGAGUGUUCGGUUGCAAUGCUAAGCUUCGAUAAAUAAAAAUGUCAACUUUAAGGAAUCUGACAAAGUUAUUGCUCCAGAGCCCAAAAGCUUUGAACAAAGACUAAGUAAUUUGGCUAUAGGCCUCCUGUCGUUUCUGUGUAAGUAGUAAGAUUGUUCCUUUGGUCAUCUGAAACACGAGUUGCUCAUGACAGUUUAUGCUGUUAUCGAGUUGUAAAAAACCUAUUUGUUAUUUGUUAACAGUGUUAAGCGAUUUCCCCUCAACCUGUUAGAUUAGAAUGUGAGCCGGUCUUCAGCGGUAGAAGCUGUGUUGUUAUUUUUCUCAACAGUACAAAUUUUGCUGAUGUUCUACAACUGCAAGCCGAUUGACUGUGCUAUCAUGGCUUUAGAAAGCAGCUAAAACUUGUAUAUUCAUACAGCCCAAGACUAUAAGGGCAGAUUUAAUUUCACACAAAUAUGCAGUCAGUAAUAACUUGCCAAACUCAAGUUUUGGUGCAGAGGAAGACAUUUUCAGUGGUCCCAUGUCUUGUAAAAUUACCAUUGAAUUCAAAUUAAUGUGCAGUACUUGGCGAAUGGCUGUAUUGAAGUCUUCUCUCAUUGUAUAAUAUAUCUCCUCAUUUAUGGAUCGUAGUUAAAUUAGUGGAGGCCACUAAUGAGAAUGAAUCUCAUCAACACGUCUCGCCUCAGUAGAUGCCUAACAAACAACACAUUUAGAAUUGAGCAAUAUUUCAUUACCAUAAGCCGUGGUGGUCUCUUCCAUGUCUAGAUUCUUGUACUAAGUAACAAAAAUCCUUAUACGGUUGUACUUAGCAGUGUUCACUUGGUCGAGAAUUUAAAGUGUGUGAAGUUCACUGACCUUGGCCAUGUUUGUGUACAUUCAUAAGGUUAACGAGUUGCUCACAUUUUGGACUUUUUACACAAUUUUCAGCUCUUGAAUUCUUCCAGGAUAUUACCAAAGUGCACAAUGGCCUAUUUCGAAUGGACCAAUUUUUAGAAUAAAUACUGUUGUGUAACCUGCAGCAGGGGUUUGAUGUUGGCAUGCGAUUCCUGGCUGGUGAACAUUGCUUGGGGUGUGGGGCGGUGGUUGUACUGGCAGCUGUCAAGUCGGCUUCUGCGAGGGCCUGUAUCAUAGCUCUCCUUUCAUGAGGGCAUUCUCAGAUUUGAUGAUCACAUUGUACAGUGUAACCAAGUUAAAUAAUUUGACUGUGUAUAGGUAAUAUUUCAUUUUGUAAAUAAUGUACAAGACCUGCAGGAUUGCUGUACGUCUGUAAAUAAUGUACAGUAAUUUCCACCCCAACGUGAACCUAGACAAUUGCUCCAUACAUUGUGUAGAAUCUCGUUGAUGUGUAAAGCACUUUACAAGACGUGCAGUAGAUUGCUGUAUGUAAAAACUUUUUGCAUGUAAAUUCUCCUCAAUUGUCUUUGAGGUUAACAAUUAUUUAAUUUGUUUCCUGCACCAAUUGCCCAUAUUUAUUUCUGGGCCUUAGAGUGCAUAUCUGGUACCUGUGCACUUGAGGUCAAUGGUUGAUAUCUGGUCCUGUGAAGAACUUGUCCAGCAGAAUGUGCAUGAUCUUUUUUCCUGGGACAUUUGGCAUGUAAUCCUGUUUUUAUUUAUUUCGGAGAUCAGUUAGGGGUCAUGCAUUGGUACAUUCAAAAGAGUACAAAUCUUUUAUUUAAAUGUUGAUCAAUAUUCUCAAAGAAUCGACAUUUUUGAAAUUACCAUUUCAGGGAAAAAAGUUUUGUUCUCUUUUGAAAAUAUUGAUAAUUAUGAGUGACCUUUUACCCUUUCGAUGCAGACAGCAUGCAUAGCAUGCCAUGUCACAUGUCCCCAUCACAUGAGGGUGAUGUGCAUAGCGCAUCAUGGCCAUCUAUGAUUUUGAUUUGUCGGCAGGGGUCAUAGCCUCUUUAAACAAUGCAAAAUGUUCUUGGGAAACAUUAGUUUGAUCCAAAUACUGUAGAUGGCGACACUUUUGAUUAGUGGUUGCCUGUUCACUGUUCAGUAGUGCUAUCGACUACUACUCACGAUCAGGCGCUGGCACAAAAACGGGCUUCCGCAUCAAAAGGGUUAAUAAGGUUACAUCAUGUAAUAUGUGACUGAAAUGUACAUCCUUUGAGAUCAUGCACAUAGUGCUGUUAUCAUGAACCAAUCUCACAAUAACUGGUUACAACAAGACGCUGUAGUAUAUAUUGUUCAGUAAAAGUCUGAAAUACUGUAGUUUGUAAUUUUGCAGCUCUAGCACGUUUUGCAAGAGAUAAAUUGUGGGGAAUUUUGUAAGUUGUAUAGUCAACCACUCCAUUUAUUGAGCCUUAUUUUGCAGGAACCUAAGAUUGUGCUUUAUCCAGUCACACAAAUUAAGGUGAUGUAAAUAAAAUGAUUUACACUAUAA
Molecule: messenger RNA, 9042 nt
Organism: Lineus longissimus
Lineage: Eukaryota; Metazoa; Nemertea; Pilidiophora; Heteronemertea; Lineidae
Product: MAP/microtubule affinity-regulating kinase 3-like
Exons: 25
Coding region: 567-3383 (938 amino acids)
Biological process (GO): microtubule cytoskeleton organization; intracellular signal transduction; protein phosphorylation
Cellular component (GO): cytoplasm
Molecular function (GO): protein serine/threonine kinase activity; tau-protein kinase activity; ATP binding
Source: RefSeq, a predicted model, not a curated record